GCCGCGCUCUGUUCUUCACCAGGGGCUGCGAGCAAGGCGGGCUGUUAGCCCUGGCAGAAGAGUCUGUCCUCCUGGUGUACUGUGAUAGUAAAGUGCAUCCAUCUAGGAUCUCUGGUUCUUGUACAUGCUGCCUGUGGUUUUAACUUGAUUCCCAGGAGGAAGAACUGCUCAGAUUCUCACACUUUGACCACAUGUACUGGAAUCCUGGUUGUUACUACUACAAUGUCGUGGGUGCAAGCUGCAGUCAGCCGGCCCAGUGAGGAUGUGUUUGAUGAAGAUUCUGAUGAACUGCAUCUAGUGCAGAAAGAAUGGAAGAGCACCAUGGAGAAAAGAGUCAAAGAAGGCUAUAGGGAUGGUGUUGAGGCUGGGAAAGAGCUUUCACUUCAGCAGGGUUUCAAUCGAGGUUACAAACAGGGUGCUGAGAUGAUGAUGACCUGUGGCCAACUCAAAGGGACCCUUAGUGCACUCUUGUCUUGGUGUCACCUUAAUGGACAAAUUUCUGCUUUGCUGAGUAAGAUAAAUAACCUCCUGGCUGAAGUUGGCAAGUAUGAAGAAUGUGUGCUUAAGUAUAUGAAUUCUAUCAGUCCACAGCCCCACCUUGGAGAGUUACUGGAUUCUGUUCAGGACAUGGACCUUAGUCAUACAAUUCCAGUGGAGAAUGAAUUUGAUGAAACUGAAGCUGGAAGACUGUGUGAAAAUGAGUCUGAGUUGAGUGAAAACUCUUGCAGGAGUAACGGUGGGGCUGACUCUUUGUAUUCAGACAGUUGUAGGAGAACAAAAGAACACACACAUUCUGAAAGGCCAACCCUUGCUUGGCUUAAAGAAGAGACCGUCUGUUUAGGAGAGCAGCUAGGCUUGUCACUGGACAUAUUACAGCAUGUCCAACAACUGGAAAGUUAACUUUUCUCUUGUGCCAAAUGGAAUCCAAUUCUAAGAACAAACUUGACAGGCUUGUAUUUUAUGUGUGGCUCAAAGGUUGGUCGUCAUACUAGUCAUUUAAUUUCAUGGGGGAAUGUACUGAUCUGAUUGUAAUGUUUCCCUUUAAAAUCUAAUAAAACAACCCUUGCUCAUCAUAUUCUGUCAUAGCUCAGUUGUUGGCAAUAACAGCAAAAAAAGUUGCUUUCACACCUAAAUUUAACUUGAAUAGGUGGAAAGUACUUCAUAUACACAAAUGCAUAGCUGUCUAAUUCUGCAGCGGCACUAAUGUGUCUGCUACUGUCUAGGAAUCUAACAUUUUCCUCUAAUUUAUUUAACUUGCCCUUUUUAAUAUUCUCUUUCAAGAAUCAUUCAGUUCCUUUUCUGAGUCUUAUCCCUAGAAAACAGUUGCUCCUAGAGUACCAAAAAUAAAAUAAAUAUUGCUAUUCGGUUUAGAAGGUAGUCUGGGUGGAGAACUCCUUUGAACAAGUGGGAACUGCACAUACAGAA
Terrapene triunguis (Three-toed box turtle) is the source of this 1425-nucleotide messenger RNA. RefSeq names its product protein YAE1 homolog. Bases 223 to 900 code for a protein of 225 amino acids. The record is from RefSeq and is a predicted model, not a curated record. The transcript has 4 exons. NCBI's taxonomy places the organism in Eukaryota, Metazoa, Chordata, Testudines, Emydidae.